CUCUCCUUCUCAACACAAUACAAAACAUUCUAUCUACCAACAAUCAUCAUAAACAAUACUAUAAUCUUCUCAGAAAAAUCUCGCCAUCAGUCCUGUAGAUACCUACUCAUAACCCAUCACGCCAAAACCAAAAUGUCAAUAGUGACAACCAUCGACAUCGCGUCACCCCCCUCGCAAGUCCGCGAUAAAUUCCUCGACUUUGCGUCUUUAUCCAAAUGGCAUACCUCCUUCUUCUUAUCCAUCACACCACACGGUACUCUCGGGCCAGGACAGAAACUCCUUGUGCAUUUUGCAACAGGUGGACAAAAAAUGAACCCCGUGAUACAGCAAAACACACCAACUGCAUUUGCAUGGACAGGAAGUAUACCAUUCUUGUUCACGGGUACACAUUAUUUCCUGUUCGAGGAAAGCACAGCGGUCCCUGGGGGGUGCCGCUUGACGCAUAGUGAAGAGUUUAGCGGGGCGCUGGGGUGGCUCAUGGGUGGGAACGCUGUUGCAAAACAAGUGGGGUUUGCCGAGAAGACAAGGAAAGGGUUCGAGGUGUUCAAUGCCGAUUUGAAGGUUGCUUGUGAGAAGGGAGAUUGA
Molecule: messenger RNA, 585 nt
Organism: Bipolaris sorokiniana ND90Pr
Lineage: Eukaryota; Fungi; Ascomycota; Dothideomycetes; Pleosporales; Pleosporaceae
Exons: 2
Coding region: 133-585 (150 amino acids)
Source: RefSeq, a predicted model, not a curated record